AUGGUGUGGCUCGCCUCGACGUGGACGCUCACGUGCAGCAGCUCUGCCGUCGUGCUGCCCGUGCUGAUCGAGGCCGCGCUCCUCGGCCUCGUGCUCUGGCGCACGCUCCAUCAGCUCUACUGGCGCUCGCACCCGCGUCGCGUGGCGCUGCAUGUGGUACUAUUACUGACGUGUGCCAUGCGACUCGUGUUCUGGCUGUCCAUGUGUACGCCCCGCGUCCUGAGCUUUGGCGUCGCGUGUUUGUGGUGGUCCAAUUCCAUGGUCCUGCUCUGCACGGCCGCUGUGAUCUUCCAAUGGUCCAGCGCCGUCAUGGCGGGACAAGUGACGCUCCAAGAGCUGCACCGGUCCAAGCGGAUCACGGUCUUGCACCCGCUCGUGCUGCUGCACGCGAUGCUCUUGAUCUGGACCGCAGUCAUUGCGAUCGACGUGCUGACGCAUGGAUUGGACACGUUCAACAGUGUGGCAGGCUACGCGAGAGACGCAGCGUCGCUGUUGCUGGCCUACCGGGUCGUGAAUACAGCCACGUUGACAUUUGAUGCCGUUGUCGCGUGCUACGUGGCGAUGCGACUACGCGAGCGACUGCUUGCGGCGGCCAUGGCAGACGAUAUGAAGAAAAAGUCUGUGCUGCAGAUGACGCUGCUUAUGACGCUGUUGACAGCGUCACUGCUGUUACAGGUGAUCAUGGACGCACCGAUAAUUAUCUCGGGCGUCGAAGACUCGUGGUCGUCACUAAGCUUUGAGGCCUUUUGCAUCUGCAAGUAUCUGGUCCCCGGUAUAGUCCUGAGCGUGGUGUUUCUGUAUAUCAUGCGGCGGGUGGAGCAGCGUGAACCCAGGCGAACGCUGGUGGUACCGUCACGGUCACUGGUGGAGUUUGUGGAAUGCUCUUCGUCGGACUGCGUGUGGUGCGCGCACCAUCAGCGAUACCACUUGGGUCAGAACAAGUGGGACGCGACGCUCAUGACGUCGUUCUCGCCGCGAACAGUGGACUCGAGCGACCAUUCGUCGACAUAUGCCAACCUAUCACAAGGCUCGUGGUCAACGGGCAGCACGCCAGAAUUGCUGCCUACGACCCCCUAUUUGACGCACGGAAGUCAUCACCGUCCCUAUGAAGCGUAUUUGCCUCACAUCCAUGUGCACCCUGCACAUGAGCGUGUACACUUUCCGAUGCAAACGCACGGAGAUUAUGAGUCACCACGAGAUAUUUUGGGGAGACGAAUCGGCUGUUACAGCUGA
This is a messenger RNA of Hyaloperonospora brassicae, 1233 nucleotides long. NCBI's taxonomy places the organism in Eukaryota, Oomycota, Peronosporomycetes, Peronosporales, Peronosporaceae. The record is from the annotation of a GenBank genome assembly.